GUCAAGCUGAGAGGAGCUCAGAGGAUUUUCGGUCUUAAUUGUAGUUUUCCUUCUUGGCUGGUGUACUUUUAUGCAAAAUCUAUCCUUCUGCUAUGAUUAUAUACCAAAACACCAUGUAGAAGAAGAGACACAGCAAUGUCACAACAAUGAGAAGUUGAGCACAAAUCGCGGCCUUUAGGAUGACCGAUCAACUUGUACGGCUGUACCGCGUGCAGGAUGUCCUGCCCUCUCUCUUGCAUCGCCUACCUUUCGGCAACCUCCGCCAUUAACGCCCCCGAGCAAAUUCACGGGAACGAACCAGCGGAGGCGGGGAAAAUGUCGGCGACACGCUACCAUACGCGGAAGCUAGCUACGCCCCAACCGCCUCCACUUUUCCACUUCUCGUGGUAAAGCACCACGAACUCAGUCACCAUUGCCUCGCCCUCUCACUCACCUACCUCACUGCAGCCUUCGCGUGCACUCCUCUUAUUAUACGCUUGCAUGCUUCGCAACAGUGCGCCGUAACAAAAGGCCGGAGCCCAUGGAGAUCAUCACCAAGCGCCCCAGGGAGAGGCGGGGCAAUGCCGCCGACGGCGAGCCGCUCCCGCAGCUGCUCGACUCGCCGCUCCCCACGCCGCGCCGCUCGUGCGCCUCGGCGGACGCGCCCGGCAGCAGCCUGCGGUGCGCCGCCUCGCCGCUGCGGACGCAUGUGCCUUUCUCCUGGGAGAGCUCCCCUGGCGUGCCCAAGAGCGGCAGGGACACGCGGGAGGAGACGAUGCCGCCGCCCAAGCUGCCGCCCGGGCGCUGGCCGCCGCAGUGCCCCACGAGGACCAACUGGUGCUACGGCAACGGGAGCGAGGCCAGCAGCGACGACUGCGACGCGUCGUCCUUCUCCGACGCCCUGGACAGGACGUCCUCCUCGCCCGCCCGGAUCGGCUCCUUCGACCGGGUCACGUCCAAGCGCUUCGAGGACAUCUUCCUCGGCCGCACCGAGAGCUUCGCCAAGGACCGGUCCUACUCCUCCCGCCACGCGCCCACGGGCGAGCCCAGCGCCGUCGUCGCCGCGUCGUCGUCCUCGGCGAGACACACGAAGCACUGGCGUCGACGCGGCAGCUCGCGCCACCACGAUGACGACGACGGGGAGUGGCCGAAGAGCAACGACCCCGUGAAGGUCAUGCCGCGCGUCGAGCAGAUGUCCCCGAGAGCAUGCGGGCUCAUGGUGUUCUUCCCAUGGAGCGCGAAGCGGGCGGCCUGCGGGGUCAGGAGCCCGUCGACGACGCGUCGCGCCGGCGUCAUUGAUCAUUCGCCCUCCCGCGGCCGCGGCAACCCUACCCUGCGCGACGCUCUGCAGGAGGACAACAAGACCGAGGACAUGGACGUGCACGACCCGCCGCAGCAGCCGCGUGGGGAGAAGAGGGGCCGCGAGGAAUGGCAUGGCCGCGGGUGGGGCGUCUCGUCGCUGCUCGACACGAGCAAGAGGUACUGCACCGACGCACGGAAAGCCCUGAGCAAGCUAUCCAUCGGCCUGGGCGCCGACAGUGGCAGCCCGAGAGUUGGCAGGGACAGGAGGAGCGGCACGCAGGAUGCCACGUCCACAACGACGACCGGGCCCGUCGCCGGCGCCAAGCUGACGAAACUCAAGUCUAACAGAAAUUAAGGGGAUUGGGAUUGGUGGCGCUAUGAUAGAAAUCUAUGCAGAUAGUACUACUUGCUUCUUUGAUCUCCAUCUGUUCAGCUAGAUAACCUUAACUCAGUUGCAGAGCUACGGUAGUACGUACAAAUUACUGACAUUGUGUUCCUGAAAUUGGAAUUCCUUCGGUACUGUGUAUGUACUCUCUCUGUCCCAUCAGACUUUUUUUUGGCACUACGCUAGUGUCCAAAAAACGUCUUACAAUAUGCCACAGGGAGUAAAAGUUACAUUAAUAAACGCCUUAGCAUUCCUUAGAAGCUAUUAUAUGGUCUAGAUUGUAUCUUUAUCGAGUGAUUAUUGAGUAACUGUCCUUAAUGUAAUUUCCAUUCCUCCAACUCA
Molecule: messenger RNA, 2008 nt
Organism: Triticum aestivum (bread wheat)
Lineage: Eukaryota; Viridiplantae; Streptophyta; Magnoliopsida; Poales; Poaceae
Exons: 1
Coding region: 521-1636 (371 amino acids)
Source: RefSeq, a predicted model, not a curated record